This is a messenger RNA of Phyllostomus discolor (pale spear-nosed bat), 2890 nucleotides long. It is a transcript of the gene SLC43A1, whose product is annotated as solute carrier family 43 member 1. NCBI's taxonomy places the organism in Eukaryota, Metazoa, Chordata, Mammalia, Chiroptera, Phyllostomidae. The coding region runs from base 577 to 2319 and encodes 580 amino acids. The record is from RefSeq and is a predicted model, not a curated record. Gene Ontology annotation, molecular function: L-amino acid transmembrane transporter activity; neutral L-amino acid transmembrane transporter activity. Gene Ontology annotation, biological process: neutral amino acid transport; transmembrane transport. The transcript has 14 exons.
CAAGGGCGCAGUUGGGCCCGCCCUGGGUCUCGGUCCACGUGGCAGCUGUUGGCUUGGACUGAGAGAAUGUAGGGACGCGGAUCGCCUGGGGUGCGGAGCAGGGGAGGACUAGCUGUCGCCCAGUCCCAGAGGAGACGCGCGAUCUUAUAGGGGCAACAGGAAGAGGGGUGUCUUAGGCCAGCUGCAGAUUUCCCCUUCCUCCUUCCGCUGCUUCUGGGGGGUCCUUCCUAGCGCGGGAGGCCGGAUACUGGUCACUGGUGGCUUCAGAGUGCGCUCUGCCUCUUGCUGACCUUUGGGAACUUGGGAUAGUGAGGGCUCGGCCCCUGGGAGCGGGGUUCUGAGCGUUCUGUCCGGGGUGGAAGAGCCUGGCAGCGCGCCAGGAAGCUGUUGCGCGCAGACAGGACCUUUCUUGUUUCCGAUAGUGGCCUGGCGGGAGCUCAGUGCUGCGCGCGCCCCUGGCACCGCCAGCGCGCCCAGAGCCAGCUCGGCUGUCCCUUCUGAGAAGCUCAGGGAUCCAUGUGGCCACCCUGAAGGUCCCCUCGUGGGCUGGCUCGAGGGGUUUCAAGAGCCACCACGAUGGAGGACCUCACCCAGGGGCCGCUGGGGGGCCCUCCAUUCUGCGCUCUGUUCCUGUGCAGGCUCUUGGCCAGCAUGGCCCCCACGCUGCAGCAGGCGUACCGGAGGCGCUGGUGGAUGGCCUGCACGGCUGUGCUGGAGAAUCUCUUCUUCUCUGCCGUACUCCUGGGCUGGGGCUCCCUGCUGAUCAUGCUCAAGAACGAGGGAUUUUAUUCCAGCCUGUGCGAAGUUGAGAACGCCACUAACACCACUCAAGGUGCACAGCUCCAGAGGCCCACCUGUGACGAUCAGGAAGAGAUGCUCAACCUGGGCUUCACCAUCGGCUCCUUCGUGCUCAGCGCCACCACCCUGCCGCUGGGGAUCGUCAUGGACCGCUUUGGCCCCAGGCUCACCCGCCUGCUUGGCAGCGCCUGCUUUGCUGCAUCCUGCACCCUCAUGGCCCUGGCCUCUCGGGACACCGAAGUUCUGUCUCCAUUGAUAUUCCUGGCGCUGUCCCUGAACGGCUUUGGUGGCAUCUGCCUAACGUUCUCUUCACUCACGCUGCCCAACAUGUUUGGGAACCUGCGCUCCACCAUCAUGGCCCUCAUGAUCGGCUCCUACGCCUCUUCGGCCAUCACGUUCCCAGGAAUCAAGCUGCUCUGUAAUGCUGGUGUGCUCUUUGUGGUCAUCAUGUUCACCUGGUCGGGCCUGGCCUGCCUCAUCUUUCUGAACUGUGCCCUCAACUGGCCCAGCGAGUCCUUUCCCGCUCCUGAGGAAGGCAGCUACACGAAGAAGAUUAAGCUUACCGGGCUGGCCCUGGAUCACAAGGUGACAGGUGACCGCUUCUACACCCAUGUGACCAUCGUGGGCCAGCGGCUGAGCCAGAGGAGUCCCAGCGUGGAGGGGGAUGACAUCUCUCAGGACGCUCCUGGCAGCUCAGAAAACCCUCGUGAGAAGUCUGUCCCCUUCUGCAAGAGUCUCUGCUCCCCCAUUUUCCUGUGGAGCCUCCUCACCAUGGGCAUAACCCAGCUGCGCGUCAUCUUUUACAUGGCUGCAAUGAACAAGAUGCUGGAGUUCCUCGUGACCGGUGGCCAGGAGCAUGAGACGGCCGACCUGAAACAAAGGGCAACGGAGACAGUUGAGUUCUACUCCUCCAUCUUUGGGGCCAUGCAGCUGCUGUGUCUUCUCACCUGCCCUCUCAUCGGCUACAUCAUGGACUGGCGGAUCAAGGACUGCGUAGACACCCCCGCCGAGGGCCUUGCCCUGGGAGACGCCAGGGACGGGGUUGCCACCAAGUCCGCCAGGCCGCGCUACCUCAAGAUCCAGAAGCUCACCAACGCCAUCAAUGCCUUCACCCUGACCAACAUUCUGCUUGUGGCUUUUGGCAUCACCUGCCUGAUCCACAACUUACACCUCCAGUUUGUGACCUUUGUCCUGCACACUGUGAUCCGAGGUUUCUACCACUCGGCCUGUGGCGGCCUCUACGCUGCUGUGUUCCCGUCCAACCACUUUGGGACGCUGACAGGUCUGCAGUCCCUCAUCAGCGCCCUGUUUGCCCUGCUCCAGCAGCUGCUCUUCAUGGCCAUGGUGAAACCCUUGAAAGGGGACCCCUUCUGGGUGAAUCUGGGCCUCUUGCUCUUCUCACUCCUGGGAUUCCUGCUACCUUCCUACCUCUUCUACUACCGUGCUCAGCUCCAGAGGGAGUACGCCACCGACUGGGAAGGCCCACAGAAGGCGCUGCGCAGCUCUGAGGUGACAGCAUAGACCUCUGAGGCCAAGGGACCUGGGUGACGGGCCACCAAGGCCUGAACAACCAAAGGGAAUGCCUCGUAUGGCUUUUCUACCUGUAAUCCGCACAGAGCCAGGGGAUGUGGAUUUAUAAAUACCAAGAGAAGUUCUAUUUUUGUAGGGACUUGCUAAAAGAAAAAAAAAAUCCCUAAAAAAAUUCCCCCAAAGCAAUGCACCCUUGACUGAAGACAGCCCCUGUGGUAGAAGGAUGGGGUGUCUUCCUCCUACACUGGAGGAGACCAGGGUGUGGAGCUGCCCUUUCUCUGGGCCCGUAGCCUCCUGGUGCCUCCUGGGGCUUGUGGGAUUAGCAAACAAGCCCUGGUUGUGCAAGGCUCAGAGCGUGCAUGCAAGUGUGUGCACUUGUGUGUGUGUGUAUGAACAAACCUUUCCCUAGAGGAAAGGGGCCUGAGGUGCUGGCUGUGUCCUGGAUGGGGUGGGGGGGCGGGGGUGGGGAGUAAGCUCCCUUUCAGGGGUUGGAGGGCAGGUUCCCUCCCUGGUGCUGCUUCUUGCAGAUCUCAGAGGAAAUAAAAAGGGAAGUGAGAGACUG